This is a messenger RNA of Chara braunii, 3275 nucleotides long. Lineage: Eukaryota; Viridiplantae; Streptophyta; Charophyceae; Charales; Characeae. The record is from the annotation of a GenBank genome assembly.
GCUCGCUCGAGAGAGAGAGAGAGAGAGAGAGUGGGAGAGAGGCACGGUGGAAAGCAGCGGAGGAAAGUCCGCACGCUUGCUGUCUGUGGACUGGACGUCGGUCAGGUGCUGGAUAUGGCUUCCAUUAGCUGCGUAGCCGGCAUUUGCCACAGUGUCACGAAUUGCGCGGCUGUUGAACCUCGAGCGACCGUCGGUAGUACCGAGGCAAAUCUGCGAGGGAAGAUCGCUCAUGUGAGCGGGCGCCAUUGGUUCUCAUCGACCUCAUGUGUCGCUAGUGCUCGUGCUGAUGUCGACUACCACGUGGCAGUUCAUGCCAUCAGGUCUUCCUUCCCUCCCUCUGUUUCUUGUUCCCGCUAUCGCCAUCCCUCUCGCUUGAUUGGCGCUUGUUUCCCGCCGAUUGGCGGCAGACGUGUGGCGGGAAAGGUUUGUGUUGUUGCGGAUGAACUUCGCGCGGGUACCGCCGCCGCCGAUGUUCUAGAUCUCCGCAGUCACCAUCGAUUAACUCAAUCAUCAUCAUCAUCAUCAUCAUCAUCAUCAUUGUCGCCAUCAUCAUCAUCGUCGCCAUCGCCAUCGCUAUCAACAUCAUCGUUAUUGUUGUCGUCAUCACUUUCUUGUGCGUCUUCUCCUCCUGCCGCCGCUCGCCUUCCGGCUGUGGGUAUCGGCAGGGGUCUCUCGGUGCAAGGGGCUCUAGCUCUACCCAUCAGAGGAGGAGGAGGAGGAGGAGGAGGAGGAGGAGGAAUCUGGGAGGGGGUGGUCAUUCGCAGCCAGCCAUCGCUUUUAACGUCGCGAUCCCGACUUGGUGUUUCGUGCAGCUUCAAGACAGUGGCUAUGGCGAUCGCGACGGAUGCACCAGCUCCAGCAGAGAAAGAGGAGGAGGAGGAGGAGGUACACGCGGCAAGAGAGAAUGCAGAGACGAGGAGAGCAAAGCUGAGUCCUGGUGAUGCCCUGGGGCCCGAGUACACGCAGGGGAGUAAUUUCUACAACAACGACGACAGAAGGGCGGGCGUGCUUCUGCAUCCUACGUCGUUACCCGGUCCGCACGGAGCAGGCGAUUUCGGUCCAGGUGCGUUCGCCUUCCUCGACUGGCUGAAGUCUACGGGGUGCUCAAUUUGGCAGAUACUGCCACUUGUGCCCCCAGGAAGGAAGUCCGGAGAGGACGGCUCACCUUAUGCCGGCCAGGAUGCAAAUUGCGGAAAUACCCUUCUGAUCUCCCUGGAGAAGCUCGUGGAGUAUGGCCUGCUUGAAGAGUCUGAGCUUCCUCCACCGGUCCCUGUGAAGCGCAUUGAUUUCGAAGCCUUAGCUGCCCUCAAAGAUCCGUUGAUCGAGAAGGCCGCCACGCGGUUGUUGCUCAGCGAUGGCGCUCUCAAGGACGAGUACGAGACCUUCCGUGCCAGUCCUAACGUCUCCGGUUGGCUGGAGGAUGCGGCCUUGUUUGCUGCAAUCGACGACGUUCUGAACAUGCAAUUCUGGUGGGACUGGCCGGCGGAGCUGCGCGACGGUGAGCCUGCUGCACUGGAUGAAAUCCGCACGACCAAGAAAGAGUUCAUCGACCGGUUCUGUGUUCAGCAGUUCUUGUUCCAGAAGCAAUGGGAUGAAGUCCACCGGUAUGCCAAUGAAGCUGGCAUCAGUGUGAUGGGCGAUAUGCCCAUUUACGUCGGGGGACACAGUGCCGAUGUGUGGGCCCAUCGGUACCUUUUCACACUCGACCCCGAAACUGGGGCCCCAGUGUUCGUCAGUGGUGUCCCUCCGGAUGCUUUCAGUGCCACCGGCCAGCGUUGGGGGAGUCCGCUUUACGACUGGGCGGCAAUGGCAGAGGACAAUUACUCUUGGUGGAUUCAACGGAUGCGACGGGCGUUCGAACUCUAUGAUGAGUACCGGAUUGACCAUUUUCGUGCGUUUGCUGGGUACUGGAAAAUUCCGGCGGAGGAGGAGACGGCCAUGGGGGGAACAUGGAGGAUGGGUCCAGGGAUCGACUUCUUUAACGUUGUACGGAGUACCCUUGGGGACUUCAAGAUUGUCGCGGAGGACCUGGGGGUAAUCACCAAGGACGUGGUGGACUUGCGGAAAGCCAUCAAUGCCCCUGGGAUGUCAGUUUUGCAAUUUGCCUUUGGUGGUGGUCCCAAGAACCCCCACUUGCCUCACAAUCAUGAAACCAAUCAAGCAGUGUACCCGGGGACCCACGACAAUGACACCGUGCUGGGUUGGUACAAGAGGGUGGAGGAUUGGGAGAGGGAGAAGGCAUCUCGGUAUUUGCACUUUGACGAAAAGGAGGACGACGUCUCUUGGGCUUUCAUCAGAGCGACCCUUGAGUCCGUCGCGCAGAUUGCGAUUAUUCCAAUGCAGGAUGUGAUGCGGCUGGACAACUCAGCAAGAAUGAACAUGCCAGGGGUCAAGACCGGAAAUUGGGGGUGGCGAAUGGGAGAGGUAGACGUCUUGCAGAGAACCCUUUGCGAUGAAGCGAAGAUGUUCAAGGACUUGGUAAAUAUGUAUAAUAGGCUACCGCUGAAUCAUCCAGCAGCCAAGGAAGAAGACAAAGGAAAGGAAGAAGAGGAAGCAGGCACAGCAGAUGGUAGUGAAAAGGAGAAGAUAGACGACAGUUCUGCCGCAGCAGCAGCAGCAGCAGCAGAAGAUGAUGAAGGUCAAAGGCCUAUUCUGCACGCAGAUGUUUUGUCCGGUGCAUCUGAAAAGAGUGCAACAAGCUCAGGCUGACAAUCAUCAUAGUGUAGACAAUUGAUGAGCUUGAUAGGAUAAUUACCAGUCUCAGACAGAAGAAGGAAAACAGAAAAGGGAUCACUCUCAGAGUCUCGGCAUCUAUAAUUAGCAUUGUCCGCAGAAGGAUAGGAUUCUUUCCAUGUUUCAUUUCUGCAGUUUCUAGGACUCGAUGGUACGAUCUCCCAUUCAUUGGCGAGGAUUUGUUGGUCCUUUUGUCUUUCUUGUCUUGGUCCCAGUGUAAAAUGUGUUCUCACUAUGUUAACAAGUUAGCAUGUGAGCCUGUGAUGCACACAGCUCUUUUUCUCUCUCAUUGAAUAUCAAAAGAUAUAUAUGUAUAUUCACAGAGAACUGCCCUUUGAACCUAUGUAUAGUAGUAUACUCACAGAGAUCUGCCCUUUGAAGUUUGAACCGUAGGCAGAAAGGUAGAACAAGACAAGAAAUGGGGGAGUGUGAUAUAUACUCUUUCGUUGGAGUUUCACUGGAGAGUUUCAUACAUGCGGUUUGCAUUUCUUCUGGCUCCAGUUGUCUUAGUCUCUCUUCCUUCGGCGUCUGGUAUUCUGAUC